AUGGAGAACUAUCCCAUCGAUGCGUCGACCUACUCUCCGUUGUGUGCCCUUGCACCCCCUUCCACUCUUGAGACAUUGAGCCUCAAAGACGGUCAGCAAGUUUAUAUUCAACGCCAGUCGCCCCCAGUCUUGGAUUUAACAAGAGAGAUCAAGCAUUAUCAAGGCUCCUCGAACAGUACGAGUAAAGUAUCUGCUCGGAUCAAGCUAAAGGACAGGAUUACCGCCACACCGAUGAACCAAGCCGAAGAAGAGUCGAAGCCACAGCUGUCAACGUACAGCAUAUUUGCGACGGAUUUGUUGCCACGUAAUCAGAUUGUUCUGCUGGGAAGUCCUAACAUUCGAAGCUGGGAUCUGGCGAGGGUUUCUAUUAAGCCGCCCCAGACGAGUACCGGCAUCGAGCUGCCGUCACAGGAACUUAAUAUUCCAUUCCUAUUACCUUUGGCGAUGAAGAAUCUCAACUUCGUUGGAGUCGACUCCAUUGUAUCUGAAUGCACCCGAUUCUUUCAGCAUUCCUUGCUUGCCCAGAAAACACUGCUCGGAGGAUCCAACGCUUCUCAGCUGCUUCUCUGUGGUGGCAAGGGCUCCGGCAAGACUGGAAUUGCCACGACGGUAGCCGCCAGACUUGAGAAAGACCCACAACUCUGUAUUUGUCCUUUGUACAUCGACAUGAGCCGAUACUCGGAGGAGGCACUUGCUGGGAUUCUUCGGUUAGCAAUAUGGUGCAAGCCCACGAUAUUAAUCCUGGAUAAUGUCCACUACUUUGUCGGCGUGGAGACAGAGCACACCGAGUCGUCCAAGUCGACACGAAUAGCCGAGCUCUUUGUCAAGUUUCUUUACAGUUUACGGGCUCACUCUGCUUCUGUUCUUGCCAUUGCAGAGGGUACAUCGUCCUUGAACAAAAUUGUCUCGACAGGCCAUACAUUCUCUAAAGUGAUAAAUAUCAAAACCCCCGACAAGAGUGCACGUGCCACGAUUCUGAAGCAAUUUGUUGAAAUCGCUGAUGCGCCCCCGACGAGAGGACUCAACUACGUCUCCCUUGCGACAAAGACAGAAGGAUACUCCGCUCAAGAUCUCAAGGAUUUCACGGACAGGGCCUUGCACAAGGCGACAAUCCGCACGGCAGAUGCCAAUGUCCCCGAGGUGUCACUUGAAAUGUGUGACUUUGACGCUGCGCAAGAAGGAUUCACCCCGCUUUCGUUGCGAGAUGUUAAACUCCAAAAGUCGGAAGUGGAAUGGGCAGACAUUGGGGGACUUCAGGAGACUCGACGAAUUCUCUGUGAAACGCUUGAGUGGCCAACAAAGUACGCUGCCAUCUUUGCAAAAUGUCCGCUACGGCUUCGCUCUGGGCUUCUCCUUUAUGGAUACCCAGGUUGUGGCAAGACUCUCCUGGCGUCAGCCGUGUCAAAGGAGUGUGGGUUAAACUUUAUCAGCGUCAAAGGACCGGAGCUAUUAAACAAAUAUAUCGGUGCAAGUGAGAAGUCGGUCAGAGAGCUCUUCGAGCGCGCAAGCGCGGCCAAGCCAUGUGUGCUGUUCUUUGACGAGUUUGAUUCAAUAGCUCCUCGUCGAGGCCACGACAGUACCGGGGUCACAGACCGCGUCGUGAACCAGAUGCUCACGCAGAUGGAUGGUGCGGAAGGUCUGGACGGUGUAUACGUUCUUGCGGCCACAAGCCGGCCAGAUCUCAUCGACCCAGCGCUGCUUCGACCAGGGCGACUAGACAAAUCACUGCUCUGUCAUAUGCCGACUCAAUUAGAACGCAAAGAAAUAUUGCAAGCCAUUGCUCGAAAAAUGCACGUCGAUUCUAGUGUCGACUUUGAGCAUAUUGCUGCAUCAACUGAGGGAUACUCUGGUGCAGACCUACAAGCACUGGUAUACAAUGCCCAUUUGGAAAGCGUACACGACGCAUUUUCUGGGACCACGCCGGUUGACGCAGUCGAGACAAAGACUCCUGAAUUUGUCAUUCUCAAUGGAGCAAAAGGUGUGUCUAAAGCGGAGAAUUCGGCUAUAGCCGCUCGUAUAGCGACUGUGAUCCGUUCGAGCAAUCCAAGCAAGGUAGUAGUUGUGAGAACGGGGAGCAAGCCGCCGACUAUUACUGUACGGCAUAUACGGAAAGCUCUCUCAACAACGCGCCCUUCGGUGCCAGAAGUGGAGAGGCGGAGACUCGAAAGGAUAUAUCAUGAGUUCUCGAGCGAUCGCAGCGAACCACUUCCGCAACCGCCAGAGGCUGACUCGCGAAGCGUCGGCAACCGUGUAUCUCUAAUGUGA
Serendipita indica DSM 11827 is the source of this 2265-nucleotide messenger RNA. Lineage: Eukaryota; Fungi; Basidiomycota; Agaricomycetes; Sebacinales; Serendipitaceae. The record is from the annotation of a GenBank genome assembly.